CGAAGCCGCCAAUUAGACGAGCCGGGCCGAGGGACGCGCACUUCAUCAACUUGGUCUCCAUUUGUUUUUCGUCGUCCUAAAAAGCCCCCCCCCCCGUCCACCGUCACAAUUCCCCCCCAGAGACGCUCCGCGGGGUUCCUGUCGUCCCUCCGUCCGCGAACCGCGCGGAGGAAGUGGUUGGUCUUCCUGGUGACCGCCGUCGCGAUGGUUCUGCUGGCUCUGGCCGUAGCCGUCCCGCUGCUGCUGCUUCGCGCCCCCGAGACCUCCGCGCACUACUACGAGAUGAUGGGCACCUGUCGGAUGGUCUGCGACCCGUACACCCCGAAACCGGGGGGCGCCACCGCCAUGGAGGUGAUCCAGAACGUGAACGGCGUCGCUCCGCUGCCACCCAUGGCGCAAGGGACCCGCGGGGAGCCGGGGCGACCGGGCAAACUCGGCUCCAGGGGCCCAACGGGAGAGCCAGGACCCCCGGGUCCGAGGGGACCACCGGGGCAGCGCGGCGGCGGCCGACUCGCCUUCCCCGCGGUGUCCGGACCCGCCGGUCCCGAAAAUGGCGAGGCGGACGGUGCGAACUCCUCCGCCAACGGUUUCCGGAUCGCGUUCUAUGUCGGCCUGAAGAACCCGCACGAGGGAUACGAGGUGCUGAAGUUUGAUGACGUGAUCACAAACUUGGGGAACCACUACGACGCGAGCACCGGAAAGUUCACCUGCCAUGUGUCCGGGAUCUAUUUCUUCACCUACCAUGUGUUGAUGCGGGGAGGGGACGGGACCAGCAUGUGGGCCGACCUGUGUAAAAACGGGCAGGUACGGGCCAGCGCCAUCGCCCAAGACGCCGACCAGAACUACGACUACGCCAGCAACAGCGCCGUGCUGCACCUGGACUCCGGGGACGAGAUCUACGUCAAGCUGGACGGCGGCAAGGCGCACGGCGGGAACAACAACAAGUACAGCACCUUCUCCGGCUUCAUCCUGUACCCCGACUAGACGACGACUCCAUGCCGGACGGUACACAUACAGCACCGAGAACUGUUCCCAUCAAAAAGCCCAACAUGUUUUGUCCUCGUUUUGAAGACACGUCCCACGACACACAGGCUUGUUAUCUGCAACCGUUAUGUUCUGUUCAUCUGGCGAAAGAGACCUUUUUGUACAUGUGUUUGAUUUGACUGGAGUUCUCCUGCUCCACUGUCACCAGAGUAUGUGUCUCACUACUGCAGACCUACAGUAACACCCCGAGCAUGCCCCGAGCUGAGGAGGCAUCAUUCUUAAGUUCCUUU
Messenger RNA from Anarrhichthys ocellatus (wolf-eel), 1274 nucleotides. It is a transcript of the gene c1ql2, whose product is annotated as complement component 1, q subcomponent-like 2. The coding region runs from base 205 to 984 and encodes 259 amino acids. The transcript has 2 exons. Lineage: Eukaryota; Metazoa; Chordata; Actinopteri; Perciformes; Anarhichadidae. The record is from RefSeq and is a predicted model, not a curated record. Gene Ontology annotation, molecular function: protein binding.